This is a messenger RNA of Drosophila mauritiana, 1717 nucleotides long. RefSeq names its product glycine receptor subunit alpha-4 (gene SecCl). Lineage: Eukaryota; Metazoa; Arthropoda; Insecta; Diptera; Drosophilidae. Gene Ontology annotation, molecular function: transmembrane signaling receptor activity; chloride channel activity; neurotransmitter receptor activity. Gene Ontology annotation, cellular component: synapse; membrane; neuron projection. The transcript has 7 exons. Bases 117 to 1541 code for a protein of 474 amino acids. Gene Ontology annotation, biological process: chloride transmembrane transport; signal transduction; nervous system process. The record is from RefSeq and is a predicted model, not a curated record.
GUGGUAGGCGGUAAGAUCGCACUCAAAACGAUGAUGUAUUCAUUUGGGUGCACGGCAAGAAACUGCAGUUUGAACACAAUCUCAGGGUCCAAGCCGAGGAAGAGGAGUGUCCUUCUAUGGCGGACGCGGGAAGCUUGCAACAGACCCAGCUCAUCCAGCGAUUAACACAUGUCUGCCGCUAUGAUCGUCUGGAAAGACCUUUUGAAUAUGACUCUGAUGGAAAACGUCUGCCCAUUGUGGUGAAGACGCGUAUCUACGUGUAUUUCCUGCAGAACCUCAACUCCGACCUGCUGCAGUUCAAGAUGCACGCGCUGCUGCAGCUGCGAUUCCAGGACAAGCGGCUAGCUUACAAGGCGUUCAAUCGCAGCGACAACAUCCUGGGCCAGAAGCACCUGAGCGAGCGCCUCUGGCUGCCGCACAUCUUCUUUGCCAACGAACGGGAGUCCAGCAUCCUGGGCACGGACGAGAAGGACGUCCUGACUUCGCUUUCGCCCGAGGGAAACGUGAUCAUCUCCACGCGCAUGCAGGCCAGUCUCUACUGCUGGAUGAACUUCCAGAAGUUUCCCUUUGACCAGCAGUUCUGCUCCACGGUCCUGGAGAGCUGGAUGUACAACACUUCCGAUUUAAUUCUGGAGUGGGAGCCGCACACACCCAUCUCCUUUGAUCCGGAAAUGAGACUCACUGAGUACAAUAUGGCCCAGUUCUGGCACAACACUACGAUUGUGGAGUCGGAUGGGAACAAUCUGCGGCAUGGGGCUUUUGCUGGUAACUAUAGUUCGCUGAGCUUCACGGUCAAUCUCAAGCGAGAAAUUGGCUUCUAUCUGCUCGACUACUACCUGCCCUCCAUGAUGAUCGUGGCCAUCUCUUGGGUGUCCUUCUGGUUGCAGGCGGACGCAUCUCCUCCGAGGAUUAUGCUAGGGACCAGCACCAUGUUGUCGUUCAUCACGCUUUCCUCAUCGCAGAGCAAGAACCUGCCCAAGGUGAGCUACAUAAAGGUGUCGGAGGUGUGGUUCCUGGGCUGCACCUUCUUCAUCUUCGGCAGCCUGGUGGAGUUCGCCUUCGUCAACACCAUUUGGCGCCGCAAGGAGAACAUUGAGCUGAAGAAGGUCAACAGCAAGUACAUCAUAAAAUCCACAUUGACACCACGACCGGCCCGUCGUCAAAUUGGCGGAAGUUUGAGCAACGAAUCUAGGGCGAGAUCGUGUUCCAGUUUGGACAACAUUGUGUCCAGCACGGAGAGCGUGCGGAAUGGCAAUGGCACUGUGAAUCAGGGCUUCAACAACUACCUGACAGUGCACCCCAAUUUGCCCAUCAUAAGAACGGAGUGCGCAGAGGCGGAUACAGUGUCUAUCUGCAGUGCGCGUACGAACAAUGAUCACAUCGUGGAUGUGGACAAGGAUAAAAAGGACACGCCGCCCACUUUCACCACCAUGACACCGCAGGAGAUCGCCAUGUGGAUAGACCGGCGGUCUCGAUUUCUUUUUCCGGCCAUGUUCCUCGCCUUCAACGCUCUGUAUUGGACCUUCGUCUAUGUUUUGUAAGCGGAUGUGGGCAGAUGCCGCCGCUUAUGUGAAAUCUUGUCUAUUUGUGUAGUCCUGCUCGCGCAAAUAAUUGUUAAAUUGUAAGAUGCAUCAUCUCAUAGCUGUAUAAAUGUUAAUCAUUAAUAAAGGAAUAAACUUAAUCUCAACAUUGUUAAAAAAGGGUAAUAUGACAGGAA